Molecule: messenger RNA, 1152 nt
Organism: Ipomoea triloba (trilobed morning glory)
Lineage: Eukaryota; Viridiplantae; Streptophyta; Magnoliopsida; Solanales; Convolvulaceae
Product: protein HOS4-like
Exons: 2
Coding region: 93-950 (285 amino acids)
Molecular function (GO): protein binding
Source: RefSeq, a predicted model, not a curated record
AUAACCAUCAUCAUAUAUCUUUAAUUUAUCUCCAACUCCGUCUUCGUCUCCAUUUCAAAGUACAGCUUUGUCUGAAUACUUGAUUGAUCGCCAUGGACAAACUCGUCAAAGCAGACGUUACAGAACUGAAUCUCAUCUUCACUCCACCCCAAAAAUCAUCAGCCACCUUCAAGCUCUCAAAUCUUAUGCACGCCAUGCCUGUGGCUGUUAGCCUUACUUCCACUAAUUCUCUUCUCUUCUCUUUCUCCCAAUCUUUUGCUGUUCUUAAGCCCUUAUCCACGGCUUCCUUCACCGUUUUCUUGACUCGCCCCGUUGAUCGGAACCCUCUUUCUUCCCCGUCUGAUUCCGUUCUUGUUCGCUCCGUUUUGUUCCCCGCCGGAAAAGCCACCCAGGACGAUCUCCGUCAAGUGUUUUCAAGACCCGGGCCGCAUAUUUUCCGGGAUGCUAAGAUCCCAGUGAAGUCUUUUUGCGGAUGGGUCACCGGGAAUGGGGACUUAAACCAGAACAAGACUCCAUUCGAUCUCGCACGUGAAAGAAACCAGUCAAGCCUGUACGGCGCGUUGAGCUCCGGCGAGGAAUUGCAGAGAGCCGCCCGGAGCGGCGACGUGGCGGCGGUGAAGAAAUGUUUGGCGGAGGGGGCUGACGUGAACGGGAGAGAUCAGAAUGGGUGGACUGCUCUCCACCGUGCUGCGUUCAAGGGGAGAAUGGAGUGCGUUAAGGUGUUGGUGAGCCACGGGGCGGAGGUUGACGCGGUGGAUGAUUCCGGCUACGCGCCGCUGCACCGGGCGGGGGAAGUUGGGCACAGAGCGGUGGCUCUGUAUCUGAUCGCUCACGGGGCAAAAGCGAAUCUGAAAGGGAUAAAGGCUAAAACAUUGGUUUCCAAAGAUUUUGAUUGUUAUUUGAAGAAUGACAGUACUUCAUUACUUGUAAAUUUCAAGAACCUAUCCUAGUACUUUCAUUUUUGUCAUCAAUGAAUGUUGUGAAUGUUUGCACCCGAGGUAAUGGAGAGGUUGCUCUCACACGUUGCUGGUGAGACUCAAUACAAGUCUUUCAAUUCAUCUCUAUGAUCAAUUAAACUGUAAGUACGGACAAAUUGUCUAUAUACUUGUCAAAGAGUUGAUUUGAUAAGCUUGAGUACUUCAAUUGAGUCAA